Messenger RNA from Numida meleagris (helmeted guineafowl), 1579 nucleotides. RefSeq names its product olfactory receptor 52R1-like. The coding region runs from base 317 to 1264 and encodes 315 amino acids. The record is from RefSeq and is a predicted model, not a curated record. The transcript has a single exon. Gene Ontology annotation, biological process: G protein-coupled receptor signaling pathway. NCBI's taxonomy places the organism in Eukaryota, Metazoa, Chordata, Aves, Galliformes, Numididae. Gene Ontology annotation, molecular function: G protein-coupled receptor activity; olfactory receptor activity. Gene Ontology annotation, cellular component: membrane.
UGGGGUUUGGGCAGAACUUUGCAGGGCUUUAGGCUCUCACUCAGCCUGGACGUGCCUUGCCCUCCCUUCUUUCUGCUGCAUGCACCUCUCCCACACAAGCCACCACGGCCCCAGCACCAUUUCUGAAGGCUCCUGCCAGCUCAUCAGCACAGCCCUGUCUGUGCUGCAGGGCUCAUCAAGCAAUCCCUUUUCCCCACCUAUCAGGAAAAUCCCAGUCUGUGUUUGCUGCUCACCAGACCAUCUCAAGGGUGGUGGAUGCUUUGUUACAGGAUGUAACCAAGAGCCUUCAGGCUAGGCAAGAGACAAGAAGGGAUUCAUGUCUUCUCUGAACUCCACCACCGCCUCCCACCCCCCCACUUUCCUCCUGCUUGGCAUCCCGGGCCUGGAGAAGGAGCAGUUCUGGAUUGCCUUCCCCUUCUGCAUCACCUACGCCUUAGGUGUGCUGGGGAACAUCAUCCUGCUCAUCGUCAUCAAGACAGAGCCAAGCCUGCAUGAGCCCAUGUACCUCUUCCUGGCCAUGCUGGCCUGCACUGACCUGGUCCUCUCUACAUCCAUGCUACCCAAAAUGCUCGCCAUCUUCUGGCGCGGCUCCAGGGAGAUUGGCUUUGUUGCCUGCCUUGUUCAGUUGUUCUUUGUCCACAACUUUACGGCUGUGGAGUCAGGCGUGCUCAUGGCCAUGGCCUUGGAUCGCUAUUUUGCCAUUUGCCAUCCCCUGCGGCACUCCAGCAUCCUCUCCACGCAGGUGGUGGCAGCUCUCGGGAGCCUGGUGCUGCUGCGUGGAGUCCUCAUGGUGAGUCCCACAUGCUUCCUGCUCCAUAGGCAGGACUUCUGCCGGCAUCGUGUCAUCUCCCAUUCCUACUGUGAACACAUGGCCGUGGUCAAGCUGGUAUGCGAGGACACCAGAGUCAAUGCUGCCUAUGGCAUCGCUGUGGCUUUUGCAGUGGCAGCUUUUGACCUUACUGUGAUCACCGUGUCCUACGCUAUGAUUGUGCGGGAGGUUCUGAAGCUGCCAUCCUCAGACACACAGAUCAAGGCCUUUAACACAUGUGUCUCCCAUGUCUGUGUCAUCCUUGUGUUUUACGUCCCUGCCCUAUUCACAUCUCUCACCCACCGCUUUGGACACAGCAUCCCUCAGCACGUCCAUAUACUGGUGGGCAACCUCUACAUGCUGGUGCCCCCCACAUUAAACCCCAUCAUUUAUGGGCUCAGAACCAAGCAACUCAGGGACAAGAUUGUUCUUCUCUUCCAGUGGAAGGGAAUCUGACCUGUGUCUAUGUGCCACAAAUUGAACUCAUGAUUUAUAGGGAACCCUGGUAAAUUUGCUGAGUGAACACUCUGACCCUUUCUUUGGAGACAUACCCUUCCUCAGUGCAUGGAGUACGUGGGAAGCAUUCUUGCGGAGAUCACUAGAUUUUCUCUUCCAUUCACUGUGUAAGGAAAGACAACAGAGAGACAUUCAGUCUGAAUUUGCAUUACACCUCGCAGAAUUCAGAUUCCUGAAUGUUAAAAUGCUUUCACUAUUAAUCUGAAAAUAUUCUCAUAUCCAAAUAUUUCCAGUCUGACUCUUACACUGAGUAUC